This is a messenger RNA of Sander lucioperca (pikeperch), 2003 nucleotides long. RefSeq names its product uridine-cytidine kinase 1-like 1a (gene uckl1a). The record is from RefSeq and is a predicted model, not a curated record. Gene Ontology annotation, molecular function: ATP binding; kinase activity. Bases 527 to 1891 code for a protein of 454 amino acids. Gene Ontology annotation, cellular component: cytoplasm. Lineage: Eukaryota; Metazoa; Chordata; Actinopteri; Perciformes; Percidae. The transcript has 14 exons.
UCUCUGUUAGUAUGUUUUAAGUAAUUGUACUAUAUAGUGACAGGGAGCUGUAGAUUCAUCAAAUGCGUUGGAAACGUAUGAAGCUCUUCAGAAGUAGGUGAGCUGCAAUUUGACAUCAGUCGUGCGUCACGGACUCACUGUGGGAGUGGGGAGGACUCGUUGGACCGGCUCCUGCCCCCCACUGGGGCCCCUCGCAGGAAGAGCACCUCACUGAAUACAACUGAGCCUCCUCUGCUCCGCACAGGCACGCGCACCGUCUACACCGCCGGCCGACCUCCCUGGUAUGACGAGCACGGAGCGCAGUCAAAAGAGGCCUUUGUCAUCGGUAUGACACUCGCUGAUGAUGUUUUCACUCCUCCUGACUCUUUUCUUCUUUCAUCAUCUUCGUGCCAAAUUGUGGCUUUGAGCUGCAGAACCUGUGCUUUUCUGUCUUCAUACACCCAUAAACACUUCACUGCUAUCACACAUGCAUACCGCCAGACAACAUUAGACACACUCUGAAAAACACACAUAAUGGGCCAUUGAAAUGCUGUGUGGAUCUGCAGGGCUGUGUGGGGGCAGCGCCUCAGGGAAGACCACCGUGGCCAAUAAGAUCAUUGAGGCUCUGGAUGUGCCGUGGGUUGUGCUGUUGUCUAUGGAUUCUUUCUACAAGGUUUUAUCCUCAGAGGAGCAGACUCUGGCAGCAAGUAACGACUACAACUUUGAUCAUCCGGGGGCAUUUGACUUUGAGCUGCUGGUUGCCACCCUGCGAAAGCUGAAGCAGGGCAGGAGUGUGAAGAUCCCGGUGUAUGAUUUCACCACACACGGAAGACAGAAAGACUGGAAAAAUGUGUACGGUGCCAGUGUAAUCAUAUUUGAAGGAAUUAUGUCUUUUGCAGACAAAGAGCUUCUUCAGCUCCUGGAUAUGAAAAUCUUUGUGGACACAGACUCAGACAUUCGGCUGGUGCGCCGGUUGCGCAGGGACAUCACAGAACGCGGACGGGACAUUGAAGGCGUCAUCAAGCAAUACAACAAGUUUGUGAAACCGGCCUUUGAGCAGUACAUUGAGCCAACCAUGAGGCUGGCUGACAUUGUUGUGCCGAGAGGUGGUGGGAAUAUGGUGGCCAUUGAUCUGAUAGUCCAGCAUGUUCACAGCCAGCUGGAGGAACAGCGUGAGCUCACUGUCAGGGCGCUCCUGGCCUCCGCUCAGCAGACUCAGCCGCUGCCCCAGACGCUCAGCGUGUUGGAGAGCACGCCGCAGGUCAAAGGCCUGCACACCAUCAUCAGGAAUAAAGAAACCAGUCGAGAUGAGUUUAUCUUCUACUCAAAGAGAUUAAUGCGUCUUCUCAUAGAACAUGCACUGAGGUUUCUACCAUCUCAGCCGUCUGUAGUCCAGACUCCACAGGGCUAUGAGUACGAGGGCCGCAGUUACAACGGGAAAGGGAUCACCGGUGUUUCGGUCCUGCGGGCGGGAGAGACCAUGGAGCCCGCCCUGAGGGCCGUGUGCAAGGAUGUCCGCAUCGGCAAGAUCCUCAUCCAGACCAACAUUGACUCAGGCGAACCAGAGCUGCAUUACCUGCGUCUGCCCAAAGACAUCAGCGAAGAUCAUGUCAUCCUAAUGGACAGCACGGUCUCCACCGGAGCUGCUGCCAUGAUGGCAGUACGAGUCUUAUUGGAUCACGAGGUGCAAGAGGAAAAUAUCGCCUUGGUGUCGCUGUUGAUGGCGGAGCUCGGGGUUCACUCUGUGGCCUACGCCUUCCCGAAAGUCAAAAUCAUCACCACCGCUGUGGACAAGAGUCUGGACGACUUGUUACAUGUAAUUCCCGGUAUCGGGGACUUUGGGGACCGGUACUUCGGGACAGACGGGUCCGACAGCUGGAGUGAUGAGGACCAUGAGCAGCCGUCAUGCUGACACACACACAUCUGUGAGCCACUGUGAAAGAAAAUACAAACACUACUUGAAAACACCCGUUAUUGUGCACCCUCCUCUCCAGACAUAGACCAGCAAAAAAAAAAAAAAAAAA